Molecule: messenger RNA, 690 nt
Organism: Arachis duranensis
Lineage: Eukaryota; Viridiplantae; Streptophyta; Magnoliopsida; Fabales; Fabaceae
Product: pentatricopeptide repeat-containing protein At1g05670, mitochondrial-like
Exons: 2
Coding region: 1-690 (229 amino acids)
Molecular function (GO): protein binding
Source: RefSeq, a predicted model, not a curated record
AUGGCGAUAUCAAGUUCGCCAUUUACUGGUUCCACAAAGCCAAGAGCUUUUCACAUGGCCGAUACUUGUUAUCCUGUUGUGGAGGAGGGUGUAUUUGAGCUCGACGUGUUCACUUAUACCACCAUGAUUAGGGGCUUCUACAAAAUAGACAUGAUCCACAGUGCAUUCAAGGUGUUCGAUGAAAUGUGCUAUGCGCCCAAUUCGAUUACUUACAACACUUUGAUUCACAGGUUUUGUAAGAACAGUGAUAUAGAGGGUGCCCAAAGGAUUUUUGAUAGAAUAGUAAAAGUAGGGGGUCAGAGUUAUAAGUCGGAUGUGGUGACUUAUACUACUUUGAUUGAUGGAUAUUCAAAGAAAGGUGAGUUCUGCGAAGCUUUAGAGUGUAUGAAGGAGAUGGUAAAACAGGGUUGUCAUUCAAAUGUGUUAAUUUAUAAUGCGUUGAUUGAAGGCCUUUGCUUGGGUGAGAAUGUGUACGAGGCCAUGAAGAUGAUGACUAGGAUGCGAUUGAAUGGUUUAGAAGACAAUGUUACCACAAACACCGGCAUCAUGAAGGGUUUUUGCAUUGUGGGAAAGUCUGAAGAAGCUAUCAUGCAUUUGAAGAAAAUGGAUGUCGUUUCAGUCCUCUCCAAUGGCAAAGAUGGCCAGAAAAUUAUUUUACGGACCACUAUGAGUCCCGGAGGACAAUUUUAG